Messenger RNA from Paramormyrops kingsleyae, 492 nucleotides. The record is from RefSeq and is a predicted model, not a curated record. Lineage: Eukaryota; Metazoa; Chordata; Actinopteri; Osteoglossiformes; Mormyridae.
AUGCCGGGGUACACUCUGGUGGGGAUGCCGGGGUACACUCUGGUGGGGAUGCCGGGGUACACUCUGGUGAGGAUGCCGGGGUACACUCUGGUGGGGAUAUUGGGCUACACUCUGGAGGGGAUGCCGGGGUACACUCUGGAGGGGAUGCCGGGGUACACUCUGGUGGGGAUGCCGGGGUACACUCUGGAGGGGAUGCCGGGGUACACUCUGGUGGGGAUGCCGGGCUACACUCUGGUGGGGAUGUCGGGGUACACUCUGGUGGGGAUGCCGGGCUACACUCUGGUGGGGAUGCCGGGCUACACUCUGGUGGGGAUGCCGGGGUACACUCUGGUGGGGAUGCCGGGGUACACUCUAGAUGGGAUGUUGGGGUACACUCUGGAGGGGAUGCCGGGCUACACUCUGGUGGGGAUGCCGGGCUACACUCUGGUGGGGAUGCCGGGCUACACUCUGGUGGGGAUGCCGGGCUACACUCUGGAGGGGAUGCCAUUAUGA